Messenger RNA from Seriola aureovittata, 1589 nucleotides. Its product is annotated as E3 ubiquitin-protein ligase TRIM21-like. Lineage: Eukaryota; Metazoa; Chordata; Actinopteri; Carangiformes; Carangidae. Gene Ontology annotation, molecular function: protein binding; zinc ion binding. The record is from RefSeq and is a predicted model, not a curated record.
AUGGCUUCUGCAAACGGUCUGCUAUCUGAAGAUCAGUUCCUAUGCUGUAUCUGUCUGGAUGUGUUCACUGAUCCAGUCACUACACCAUGUGGACACAACUUCUGUACAAACUGCAUCACUACACACUGGAACACUAAUGUCCCAUGUCAGUGUCCAUGUGUAACAAGGUUUUUAACAAAAACCUCUCCUGAAAAACCAGCCCUGAAAAGACAUCAGCUGAUCGACCCUGUGGAGAACCUGGAAGACAGGAUGUGUAAGAAGCACGAUAAACCUCUGGAGCUGUUCUGUCAGACCGACCAGACAUGUGUCUGCAUGCUCUGCUCUGUUUUAGACCACAAGACACAUGAGUUUGUUCCUCUGAAAGAAGAAUAUGAAGGAAAGAAGGCAGAGCUGGAGAAGACAGAGGCUGAAAUUCAGCAAAUGAUCCAGAAGAGACGAGUGAAGAUUCAGGAGAUCAAACACUCAGUCAAGAUCAGUAAAGAUGAUGCAGACAGAGAGAAAGCAGAAGGUGUUCAGGUCUUCACUGCUCUGAAGGAGUCUGUUGACAGAGGCCUGAACCAGCUCAUAAAGGAGAUCCAAGACAAACAGAAAACCACAGAGAAACAGGCUGAAGACUUCAUCACAGAGCUGGAACAGGAAAUCUCUGAGCUGAUGAAGAGAAGCACUGAGGUGGAGCAGCUCUCACUCUCUGAAGACCACCUCCACCUCCUCCAAAGCUUCCCAUCCCUGAAAGCUGCUCCACCCACCAAGGACUGGACAGAGGUCAGAGUCCGUCCACCAUCAUAUGAGGGGACUGUGGUGAGAGCUGUGGCUCAGCUGGAGGAGACGCUCAGUGAAGAGAUGAAGAAGCUGUUUGAGGCUGAGCUGAAGAGGGUCCAGCAGUAUGCAGAGGAUGUGACUCUUGAUCCUGAUACAGCACAUCACUGGCUCAUCCUGUCUGAUGGUGGAAAACAAGUACAUGAUAGUGAUGUGAAAAAAAAUCUUCCAGACAAUCCAGACAGGUUUUCUUAUUGUGUUUUUAUCUUAGGAAAGCAGAGUUUCUCUUCAGGCAGAUUUUACUUUGAGGUUCAGGUUAAAGGAAAGACUAAGUGGACAUUAGGAGUGGCCAGAGAGUCGAUCAACAGGAAGGGAGACAUCACACUGAGACCUAAAUAUGGCUACUCAACGAUAUGGUUGAGAAAUGGAAAUAAGUACAAAGCUCUUGCUGACCCCCCAGUCCGUCUCUCUCGGAAGUCUCAGCCUGAGAAGGUGGGGGUGUUUGUGGAUCAUGAGGAGGGUCUGGUCUCCUUUUAUGACGUAGCUGCUGCAGCUCUCAUCUACUCCUUUACUGGCUGCUCCUUCACUCAGAAACUCUACCCAUUCUUCAGUCCCUGUAAUAAUGACGGUGGUGAAAACUCUGCUCCUCUGAUCAUCUGUCCGUCUAAAUUGCCAUAUCGUUUUCAUUAUAAAUCAUUGCCAACAGUGAAUAUACAUAUUCACCCAAAGAAGAAACGUGCUCUCAAAUCCGAAACCCAAGUGCAUGGUUUUCACUGAAAAUCUGUGGGGGCAAAUACAAGAAAUAAAACAUUAACUUUUAAGUCAAAUGAGCA